UUUCUGCAACACACAACCCCUUUCUCUCUUCCCUUUUUCCAUUGUCAGUUUGACCUUUGUCUCCUUUGUCUCCUUUGUCAGUCUCGACUAUUCUUACCCUGUUCUACAUUUACAUUUUCUGCUGCGUCCCCCUGAGAAAUGAACACUGGUGCAGAGGAUGAGUUUGCCCAGAGGUCCAACGGUUUUAUGGGCUGGCUCAAACAACACCCUGGGGUAAGGGUAAACCCCAAGAUUAGAAUUGCGGAUCUGAGGCCCACUGGUGCUGGCAGAGGCGUUGUCGCGUGUGAAGAGAUUGUCCAGGAUGAAGAGUUGUUUGCCAUUCCUGAAGAUUUGGUGCUCAGCGUUGCGAACUCGAAGAUAAAAGACCGUAUAAACUUUGCUGAUGAGAACUUCGAUACUUGGUUAUCCCUCAUUGUUACCAUGAUUUUCGAGUAUCUUCAGGGUGGGGUAUCGAAGUGGUCACCAUAUUUUGGCGUCCUUCCCACAGAUUUCGACACACUCAUGUUUUGGACAGAAAAUGAACUUCGCGAACUACAAGGAAGCUCAGUCUUGGACAAGAUCGGAAAACAGGAGGCUGACCAAGUUAUUUUGGAUAAAGUCCUGCCAGUUGUUCUUGAACAUCCUGACCUUUUCCCGCCGGUCAAUGGACUCGCUUCAUUCGACUCCCCGUGUGGUAAGGAAGUCGUACUUCAAUUGGCUCACCGGAUGGGCACACUUAUUAUGGCGUAUGCCUUUGAUAUCGAGAUGGAUCAAGAUGAAGACCAAGAUGGCGAGGAUGGCUAUGUUACGGAUGAUGAACAGGAGAAGGCGAAGGGAAUGGUUCCCCUCGCGGAUCUGCUCAAUGCAGAUGCUCAUCGAAAUAAUGCUCGGCUUUUUCAGGAGGAUGGAUAUUUCAUUAUGAGGUCCAUAGCGCCCAUUAGCAUCGAAAUGGAGAUCUUUAACGACUAUGGUGAACUUCCCCGCUCAGAUCUCCUUAGGCGAUACGGGUACAUCACCGAAAAUUACGCUCCAUAUGAUGUUGUCGAGAUCUCCCUCGAGGCAAUUUGCAACAUAGCCGGUGUUGAGGAAGGUUGCUGUCAGCUUGAGCUUCUAGAAGAUGCCGGAGUUCUCGAAGAUGGAUAUGCCCUCUCCCGACCUGAGGGUGACGCCAUCACAACGGAGGCCAUCCCGGCGGAGUUGCUUAUCCUCUUGCGAACCUUGAGGAGUCCUCGAAAAGAUUUGGAUCAGAUGAGAAAGAAGGGAAAAUUGCCCAAGGCGGAGCUUGACAAACCUUGUGCGAGGCUCUUGGUCGAGAUCCUCCAAAAUCGGCAAAAGGAUUACCCCACAACAAUUGCGCAAGACGACGAAUUGCUUCAAGCUCUUGGUUCCUCGCAGGUCCAUCGCCGAGAAAUGGCUGUUCGAGUGAGGAAAGGGGAGAAAGAAAUAUUGCAACUCCUCCUCGACAAACUCCUCAUGUAUAUCAAUGGAACCGCGGAAACGGAAAAAGGGCAACCGAAACGGCCCAUGGCCCAAACUGCGCAAGAAAGGAAAAAGCAAAGAAUGAAAUAA
Coccidioides posadasii C735 delta SOWgp is the source of this 1548-nucleotide messenger RNA. RefSeq lists its product as uncharacterized. Gene Ontology annotation, biological process: peptidyl-lysine monomethylation. The record is from RefSeq and is a predicted model, not a curated record. Gene Ontology annotation, cellular component: nucleus. Gene Ontology annotation, molecular function: protein-lysine N-methyltransferase activity; protein binding. NCBI's taxonomy places the organism in Eukaryota, Fungi, Ascomycota, Eurotiomycetes, Onygenales, Onygenaceae.